AUGGUCAGCGAGCAGACGCCGGUGGCCACCGAGCCGGAGCUGGAGAGCGGCGACGCGGCGCCGGAGGUCAUCAAGGCCGAGGAGCCCGCAGAGGACGGCGCGCCCGUCGUCGAGGACGUCAAGGAGGGCGACGGUGACGAGGAGGAGGAGGAGGACGAGGAUGACGACGAGGACGACGAGGAUGAAGACGGCGAGCUGGGUGUGGCCGGGAGCGAGGGGUCGAAGCAGAGCCGGAGCGAGAAGAAGAGCCGCAAGGCCAUGAUGAAGCUGGGGAUGAAGCCCGUCACCGGCGUCAGCAGGAUCACCAUCAAGAGAGCCAAGAACAUCCUGUUCGUGGUGUCGAAGCCGGACGUGUUCAAGAGCCCGACGUCGGAGACGUACGUGAUCUUCGGGGAGGCCAAGAUCGAGGACCUGAGCUCGCAGCUGCAGGCGCAGGCGGCGCAGCAGUUCAGGAUGCAGGACCUGAGCAAGGCGAUGAGGCCCGACGCGGCGGCGGCCGGGGCGCCCGCCGACGAGGAGGAGGUGGUGGACGAGACCGGCAUCGAGGCCCGCGACAUCGACCUCGUCAUGACGCAGGCCAGCGUCUCCCGCGCCAAGGCCGUCAAGGCCCUCAAGGCGCACGACGGCGACAUCGUCAGCGCCAUCAUGGAGCUCACCGCCUAG
This is a messenger RNA of Triticum turgidum subsp. durum (durum wheat), 663 nucleotides long. Lineage: Eukaryota; Viridiplantae; Streptophyta; Magnoliopsida; Poales; Poaceae. The record is from the annotation of a GenBank genome assembly.